AUGAAGCCGGGUGAAUUACCAAGAAACAAACACUAUGCUGAGAUGUUAUCCAAAACCUUCAUCCUCGCGCUUCUCAACAGCCUCGUUUGCGCCUCAGCAAUGCCCACUAAUGGCAGGCCCUUCAAUACCCCCGACCCCAUCUCUCGACGAGGCGUCUCAGCCGCCGAUGUACUCCUCCAAAUCGCACCGACCUCCAACACCUGCUCCGGCGCUACCUUCCCCGCAGAAUGCGAGACAAACGUCCAAGCAGCCCCAUGGCUCAUCGCAGCCAUGAGCAAAUACAACAUCACCCACCCCGCCGAAACCGCCGCCGUCCUGGCUCUCAUCGCCUUCGAGUCCGGCGACUUCAAAUACAACACCAACCACUUCCCGGCCCCCGGUCGUCCGGGCCAAGGAACACGCAACCUACAGAUGGCCAACUACAAUCUCAUGUACGCGAAAUCGAUCCCGGAGCUCGCUAGCAAAGUCUCGGCGACCUCUGUCGAUGGGCAGAGCGAUGAUCAGCUGAAUGCGAUCCGGGCGUUGGUGUUGCCGGAUCAGUAUAGCUGGGCUUCUGGAGCGUGGUUCUUGACGACGCAGUGUGCGAGUGCUAGAUCGGCGAUUCAGGCUGGUGGGGACGCGGGGUUCGCGGCUUAUAUGGGCUGUAUUGGGACGGGUGUUACGUCGGAUCGCAAGGCGUAUUGGGAUAGGGCGAAUAAAGCGUUUGGUGGUUGA
Messenger RNA from Lachnellula hyalina, 714 nucleotides. RefSeq lists its product as uncharacterized. The record is from RefSeq and is a predicted model, not a curated record. The transcript has 2 exons. Bases 1 to 714 code for a protein of 237 amino acids. Lineage: Eukaryota; Fungi; Ascomycota; Leotiomycetes; Helotiales; Lachnaceae.